UGCAGAUCAUUUCACAGUUUAUAGGUGGGACCGUCUUCCUCCUGCUCAGAUCUGCAGAACUUUUCAACCCGACAACAGAAGAUUUCUGAUUUGGGAACUACCAUGGCACAGAACAGAAACUAUUCAUCCAGAUUUGAGGAGAUUUUCUCCAGUAGUGAUCUAGUUUGUUCAGGACCUCCUACUGUCUACCAGCUGAGAACAAAGAAACAGAAGAUUGGAUCUCUGACCUCAGUAACUGUUGGAGAAAAACAAGAAACCAAACCAAAUAAAACCAUCUUACUGGUUGGUGAAGCAGGAACAGGAAAAUCUACUCUGGUUAACGCUCUGUUCAACUACGCUGUGGGAGUGAAGUUUGAGGAUGAAAUCUGGUUUCAGGUCGUUGAUGAGAACAAGGAAAGUAGAGACACAGGAAGUCAGACAUCAGACGUGAUCGUCUAUCAGAUCUUUGGUUUUGAGAAUCAAACUCUGCCGUUCUCUCUGACCAUCAUCGAUACUCCUGGAUAUGGAGACACACAGGAUGUCGAACAUAAUAUCAGGAUCAAUCAGAAAUUAAUGGAGUUAUUCCAAUCAGCUGAUGGAAUCCAGGAAGUUCAUACAGUUGGUCUGGUGAUGAAGGACAGAAAGAAUCCAGUCAAUGACCGACUGAAGUACAUCUAUGAUUUUAUUAAGUCUCAGUUCGGAAAAGAUGUGGAGAAAAACAUCGUAGCUCUGAUGACAAACUCACAGGGAAAUCCACCUAAAAAUGUUCUUCAAGCUCUGGAAGCUGCAAAUAUUAAAUGUGCCAAAAACGAGAAGAAACAACCAGUUCACUCCCAGUUUGAUAACCGCCAGGAUGAAGAACGAACAGAAGAUACAGAAGUACCUCUAGAAAAUGCUUGGAGAGUAACAGAAAGAGGAAUGAAACGGUUCACAGCCUUUCUAGAAAACUCUCCACCUCUCCAGCAGAAGGUCGUGAUGGAAGUUGAGAAAGAAAGGAUCAGACUGACGGCCUGCAUCCAGAACCUGCAGGAGAGAAUCAGGUUCACUGAGCUGAACCUGAGAGAUGUGGAACGAACUCAAGAGGCUCUUUGUAUUAACAAACAGAAGAUGAAAAGGUCUAAAAAUUUUAAUGUACUUAUUCCUGAGACCUACAAAGGAAUGGAGCCUCUUAGAGAUGAAACAUGUGGUUCAGACACAGCUGUCAUCUGCCUGGGUUGUAAGGAGAACUGUCACUAUCCUGGAUGCACAAAGGCUUUAAAUGCUCAACAAUGUGAAGUGAUGAUAAAUGGAAAAUGUACUUCAUGCACCAACAAGUGUCCUGCAUCAGAACAUGUGAAAAAAAACUGGCAAUUUGUGAUCAGGACCCAGAUGGUUGAGAGGAAUAAAGAAGCCCUGAAACAACAAUAUAAACAGAAACAGGAAGCAGGAGAGAAGAAGGUGAAGCUUUCAGAAAGACUUGAAAAGGAGAAAACAAAGCUGAGGGCAGAGAAGAGACAAUUAGUAAAUGAAGCGUAUAGACAUUCGAUCAAGCUUUCUGUGUUAGUUAAGAAUGAUGAUUCAAUUGAUGAUUCAAUUUCCAAUUAUGUCAUCUUGGACUUCCUUAUCAAGAAGAUGAAAGGACAAGGAGAUGAAGAAAAGUUGCAAGAACUGGAGGAAAUAUACAACCAAAUGGAUCAGGCAACCAGAACAUCACAGAAACACAGAAUGGCAAUUACCUCAUCUAAUCAGGAGGCUUUGAUCUCAGAAAGUGUUCAGAUCCAUGAAGGACCUCCUGCUGUCUACCAGGUGAUACCAAAGAAAGAGAUGAUGGGAACUCUGAGCAGACUGACGGUUGGAGAGGAAGAUGAGAUGAAGACCAAUAAAACCAUCUUACUGGUUGGUGAAACUGGAACAGGAAAAUCUACUCUGAUCAACGCUCUGUUCAACUUCGCUGUAGGAGUGAAGUUUGAGGAUAAUGUCUGGUUUCAGAUAGUAGAGGAGGACAAGAAAAACUAUCAAACAGAAAGUCAGACAUCAGAUGUGAUUGUCUAUCAGAUCUUUGGUUUUGAAGGUCAAACUCUGCCGUUCUCUCUGACCAUCAUCGAUACUCCUGGAUAUGGAAGCACCAGAGGGAUUGAAGAAGAUAACUCUGUCAGUCGAAGAUUGUUGGAUUUGUUUCGAUCAGAGGAUGGAGUUCAUCAGAUCAAUGCAGUGGGUCUGGUAAUGAAGGCCAGUGAUAACAGACUGAGUGACCGACUAAGAUACAUCUUUGAUUCAGUGACGUCUCUGUUUGGAAACGACCUGGAGAGAAACAUUGUAACUCUGAUCACUCACUCUGAUGGAAAAACACCUGAAAAUGUUCUUCAGGCUCUGGAAGCUGCAGAUAUUAAAUGUUCUAAAGAUGAGAUGAAUCAACCUGUUCACUUCAUGUUUAAUAACCAGCAGAGGCAACAGAGAUACACAGAGAAAGAUAUAAAUGCUUCAAAAUACUCCUGGGACUUUACAAAUGAAGAAAUGGGUCAUUUGAGAGACUUUCUGAAAAACACCAAACCUCAACCACUGAAAACAACAGUGGAGGUUCUGAAUGAACGGAUCAGACUGACGGCCUGCAUCCAGAACCUGAAGGAGAGAAUCGAGCUGAAUGAACAGAAACAGAAUGAAAUAAAACAGAUUAAAGAAGCUUAUAAUAAACAUGAAGCUGAGAUGAAGAAGAACAAGAACUUCACUAUAGACGUUGAUGAGCCGUACAAAGAAACAGAAACAAUUAGGGGAGGAAAGUGGGGGUUGGUGUUUUUAGAAGGAGCCGUCACCUGUAAUAUUUGUAAGGAGAACUGUCACUACCCUGGAUGCACAAUGGCCCGGAAACCAGCACACUGUAAUGUCAUGAAGUGGGGUCGCUGCACAAUAUGUACCAACAAGUGUCCUGAAACAGUUCAUGUCAAAGAAAACUGGAAAUAUGUGACAAAGACCAGAAAAGUUCCGAAGACCCUGAAUGAUGUGAAGGCAAAAUAUGAAAAAAAUAAAGCAGAAUGUGAGAAAAAGUCAACUCUUUUGGAAAACCUUGAAAAGGAAACCAGCAAACUGACAACAGAGCGGUGGACGCUGCUGGAUGAGGCCUACAGUUGUGUUACCAGACUGGAAGAUAUUGCGCUCAACAUUAAUUCAGCAUCCACUUUUGUUCAUUUGGACUUUUUGAUUGUGAAAAUAAAGGAAAAAGGAGAACAAAAGAAAGUUGAAGUGCUAGAAAAGCUGAAGAACAGGAUGAAUGAGGGUUUAAAACCUCCGAAAAAAUAGACUUCCUAACUAGAUGCCUGAGCCACCUCAACUGGCUCCCCUCCAUGUGUAGGAGCAGUAGCUCUACUCUGAGUUCCUCCUGGAGCUUCUCACCCCAUCUCUAAUGGAGAACCCGGAUACCCUGCACAGGAAACUCAUUUCAACCACGUAUAUCCAUGAUCUGGUUUUUUCAGUCACCACCCAGAGCGCUUGACCAUAGAUGAGGGCAGGGACAUAGAUUGAAACAUCAAAAGAAAACAUCAAAAGUUUUUCUUUUGGCUCCGCUUUGUCUUCAUCACAGACCAGUGCAAAGCCCACAUCACUGGCACCAAUCCGCCUGUUGAUUUCCUGCUGCAUUUUUCUCUUAUUUGUGAACAAGACCCCAAGAUACCUAAACUCCCUAACAUGGAAAAGGCACGCUACCUUUUUCUGGCUGAAGACCAUGGUCUCAGGUGUGAAUCUACUGAUUCCCAGCCCAGCUUCUUCACACUCUGCUCUAGCAAAUGCUGCAGAUCACAAUCCAAUGACCAACAGAACAACAUCAGUGGCAAAAAAUAGAGAUAUAAUCCAAAAGCCACCAAAAUUGAUUCCCUUUUAUCCAUAAGGACGAUGAACAGAAUUUGUGACAGAAGGUAACUUUGCCAGAUUCUCACUAGAUUCGACGUACUGCCAGAAAUGCAGACCAAACUCUGACACCAGUCAUAAAAGGACCUAACAGCCCAUAGCAAGAUACCUGGUACCUCAUAUUCCCAAGGUAAACCCCACAGGAUUCCCCAAACAACAGUCAACUGCAUUUUCCAAGUUCACAAAACACAUUCAGACUAGUUGGGAGAACUCCCAGGCACCCAUAAUGAGCCUGCUGUGGGUUUAGAGCUGGUGAAAUGUGCCAGCCAGUUGAAAAAAGACUCGCAGCAGAAGAUUCUCACAGCAGACACAGAUCCUAUCCUCUCUACAUCCACUUUGAUGACAACAAAGUCAAUCAACGUACUGAAGCCAAAGGUUUGUUAGUACAAAAAGCACCUGCAAACCUUUGCAAGCAUGUUGGACACCAUUACACUUGUCCAAUGUGUUCAUUAUGGACAAUCCAUGACAGGCACAUAAGUCCAGUAGCAAAACACAGUUUGGGUUCAGAUCUCCAAUAACUAAUGUCCAGAUCUCUCUGCCGUUGCCCAUGUUGGUGUUGAAUUGCCUCAGUAAAGACGAAGUCCCACCAGGAGUGUCUGUGACGUCUUCUCCUAAUUUAACACAAGUUUUACACACAAAGUUAACACUGAAGAUUCUGCUUGUUUGUUCACAUAUGAGAUCAGAAUUACAUAUUUUAGUUGAUCAGAUGGAAAUACUUGGAUCAUUUUAUUGUUUUAAACUUCUUUGUAUUGUGAUAUGUCAAGAUGAGGUGAGUUCUCCACUAUUCCUAAUUUUGAAUUGUUCAUACAAUUAAAGAAGGUUGUGUUUUGUAUUUUUCUUAUAUUUUCAUUAUGUUAAUAAUUUGUUGUUUAUUCUGUGUUAAGCAUUUUAAUUUUUAAACAGUGUGAGAAGCAGAAGUAAUCUGAUUAUUAAGUUGAAUAUGAAUUGCAUGUUUUUAUGUUGAGUUUAUUUCAAGUCUACAAUGAAACUGAUAAAUCAGCAAAGGGACGAUUCUUAAUAAUGAAUUUGAUUAAUGCUCAUUUUAAAGAUGAUUUUUCAAUGCUUUUGAAAAUAGUUGAGAGAAGAAAAGGCACUAACAUUUUGGGAAAUAUAUAGACCAAAUAUGCAUCUUUUACACGUUUAGCUUAAUAGGCUGAAGUUCUAUUCUAAAUUUAUUGGAGAUGAUCAGAGUUUUGGUUUUAUUAAAUAUUUUUAUGAAAGUUUUGGAAUGAUUUUUGAUUCUUUGUUGGAAUUACCAUUGAGUACUUUCUUCCUUUUGGGUUUUUGAGUGAUCAAGGAUUAAUCAACUACCACAGGAAAACAACCCUAACCCUAACCCACUUACUGGUUACUGGUUGAACUGCCUUGUUGCUGAAAAUGUGCUAUAUAAAUAAAAUUACCAUACCUCUCUCUUUCUACGACCAGUUAUUUCAGUAAAUUUCAUCUGCCUCAGCCUUUAGAGACAGAAAGUCAAAUAUUAUUUGGUGAUGUUUACAUGUUAUCUAAUCUUUCUCAGCUGUUGAAUUGAGUUGUGUGUUUUACCUGCUAAAGCUUUACAAUAAAGAACAAAUAAAAUAAGAA
This is a messenger RNA of Xiphophorus maculatus (southern platyfish), 5436 nucleotides long. RefSeq lists its product as uncharacterized. The coding region runs from base 103 to 3252 and encodes 1049 amino acids. The record is from RefSeq and is a predicted model, not a curated record. The transcript has 4 exons. Lineage: Eukaryota; Metazoa; Chordata; Actinopteri; Cyprinodontiformes; Poeciliidae. Gene Ontology annotation, molecular function: ATP hydrolysis activity; GTP binding.